This is a messenger RNA of Lutzomyia longipalpis, 862 nucleotides long. RefSeq names its product farnesol dehydrogenase-like. The transcript has 2 exons. NCBI's taxonomy places the organism in Eukaryota, Metazoa, Arthropoda, Insecta, Diptera, Psychodidae. The record is from RefSeq and is a predicted model, not a curated record. The coding region runs from base 86 to 838 and encodes 250 amino acids.
GUUGUACUCCUGAUGCUAUUGCAGCCGUCUCAAUCUUUUGAAGUUCAAGGUUUAUUUGUGUGUGAUUUAUAAGGAAAACUAAGAAAUGGAUCAGUGGAAAAAUCGAGUUGCUGUUGUAACUGGUGCUUCAUCAGGAAUUGGUGCUGCACUCGUAAAGGAUCUCGUAAAGGCGGGAAUGAUAACAGUUGGACUAGCCAGACGUGUGGACCGAAUUGAAGCCCUCAAGAAGGAACUUCCAGAAAAUUUGCGAUUUAAUUUGCACGCAAUGAAGUGCGAUGUGUCGCAAGAAGAGGAAAUUAUAAGAGUUUUUGAGUUGAUUGAUGCCAAAUUCAAUGGGAUCGACGUGCUCAUCAACAACGCCGGUGUUAUUCGUGAUACAGCUCUCAUUGAUGCAGAUAACUCCACACCAAUUCGAGAAGUUAUCGAUACAAAUGUGAUGGGACUCGUUUUUUGUACAAGAGAAGCCUACAAGUCCAUGGAGAAGCACGGGAGGAACUCCCAUGUUGUCCACAUUAACAGCAUUGUUGGGCAAUACUUCCUCGGAAUGGUCAGUCAACCAUCGCUGAAUAUCUAUCCUCCAAGUAAAUUUGCCGUGACUGCAAUCACGGAAAUUCAUCGCCAGGAAUUUAUUCGCAGCAAGAAGCACAUUAAAGUCUCCUCUGUGAGUCCUGGAGUCGUACUAACUGACAUUUUUCUCCCGGAGCACAGAGAUUUGAUCCCACAGGGACCACAUUUGCUUCCUGAGGAUAUCUCCGCAAGUGUACUUCACAUCCUGGGAACUCCUCCUCAUGUUCAGAUACACGAAUUAACGAUUAAACCGUUUGGAGAGAUGAUUUAAUAAAGGAAUGCUUUUUUAGUGCAA